AUGAGCAUUGGACUCAGAAGGACACUUCUUGUCCUGGUGUUGUAUCUGUGGCUUUCAAGCGCUGCCUGCGUGGCGGAGGUGGUUAUGGAGGAAGACUCGACGGGCGCGUUUCAUAUCAACACGACAGACCCGUUGCAGCAACCGGUGCACGUGAAUGGAGUGGAUGUGACUGGCAUGCUGUUGAGACAACAAGCGCUGAUUGAGACACAAUACAGCACAAACGUCGCACAGCAGAGCACCAUCGAGGCACAGCUCAGCCUGAUCAAUGAGGAGCACAGCACAAACGUCGCACAGCAGAGCACCAUCGAGGCACAGCAGAGCACCAUCAAUGAGGAGCACAGUACAAACGUCGCACAGCAGAGCGCCAUCGAGGCACAGCAGACUACCAUCAAUGAGGAGCACAGUACAAACGUCGCACAGCAGAGCGCCAUCGAGGCACAGCAGACUACCAUCAAUGAGGAGCACAGUACAAACGUCGCACAGCAGAGCGCCAUCGAGGCACAGCAGACUACCAUCAAUGAGGAGCACAGCACAAACGUCGCACAGCAGAGCACCAUCCAGGCACAGCAGAGCACCAUCCAGGCACAGCAGAGCACCAUCGAGGCACAGCUCAGCCUGAUCAAUGAGGAGCACAGCACAAACGUCGCACAGCAGAGCACCAUCGAGGCACAGCAGAGCACCAUCGAGGCACUGCAAGCCAUGACCUGCUUCUUGAGGCGGCCAUACGCAGAUAGAACCACAUUGGCGAAUGUUGCAAGUUUCGGCAGUCAGUGGCUCACACUUGCUGUGGCACAUACGGGCCUCGUGUACGGUAUACCGAGCAAAGGCACGAGUGUACUGGUGCUAGACCCAGUCACUCACACCCUUGACACAACGUCUCUGACCCUUGACCCGGAUGAUAAUCGUCGCAAGUGGUGUGGAUGGGCGUCGGAUGCACAAGGCAAGAUCUACGGCUUCCCUCGUGAUGGCUCUUCUGUGUUUGUUCUCGACCCAAGCACAAAUGCCACUGACACAACGUCCAUGUCCGAUCUACCCUCACUGGGCAACAAGUGGGUGACUGGCUUGGCCGUGGACAAUGGCACCGUCAUCGUGGCAAUACCGUGGUCGUCUUCCUCAGUGCUGUUCAUUGAUACACAGGCAAACGCGACUGAUACUACGAGCAUCACCGGGUUCGGAACCGGUUGUUGCAAGUGGUAUGGCGGAGCCCAGGCGACAAAUGGGCACAUCUACAGCAUCCCAUACGCCGCACAGAGCGUCUUGAUCAUCGAUCCUGUUGGGAAAUCUGCAAACACGAAGAGCAUCACUGGGUUUGGGAUCGGCGAUAAGUGGGCCGGCACCGUGCUUGCGCCCAACGGCCUGAUUUACGGCGUUCCUUACGAGGCAGGAAGUGUGAUGGUGAUCGACCCCCGCACCAAUGAGCGCACCCUGGUGUCUGGGUUGUCAUCUGGAGGAGACAAAUGGAGAGGAGGCGUGCUCCUGGAAGAUGGCCGCAUUGUGUGUAUUCCAUACAAAGCAGCCAACAUUCUCGUCAUCAACACCAACGACAACUCCUUCAACACCUUACCAACGAGCGGUUUGGGGUCAUCAGACUGUAAGUGGUGGGAUGGCGUUCAGGCGACCAAUGGCCUGAUUUAUGCCCCACCUUGUUUGACAUUUUCGCUGCUUGUCAUCGACCCAGGCUGCACGAAGGCCUGAGCAGCUUGCGAAGGGAGCAGUGUUGUGUGUGUGUGUGUGUGUGUGUGUGUGUGUGUG
Molecule: messenger RNA, 1752 nt
Organism: Salpingoeca rosetta
Lineage: Eukaryota; Choanoflagellata; Craspedida; Salpingoecidae
Exons: 1
Coding region: 1-1695 (564 amino acids)
Source: RefSeq, a predicted model, not a curated record